GCGAAAAUUGAGAAACACACAGCUGGUCUUUUUCAAUAAGGUGGAUUGCGCAUCAACGUGGAUUGGUUGUGCGUCUUAAGUGAACCGUAUCCAAAGAAAAUGCCGGCCAACUCUACAGACUGUCACGAGACUCUCACCGUGGAGUCGGGACUCCCAACCAUGUCGGCGGUGAUGUUCGCCCUCGGUGUGGCGGGAAACUUCGUCGCGCUCGCGCUGCUGGAGACGCGGCGGCGGACGAAUUGUCCGUCGCUGUUCCGCAUCCUCGUCACGGCGCUCAUCACCACGGACCUGUUGGGCACGAUCGCGGUCACCCCCUUGGUGCUCGUCGCGUACGCCAAGAACACCACGCUGGUGGCACAGGGUGACCACGGCGUCCUGUGCUCUUACUUCGGGUUCAGCAUGACGUUUCUGAGCCUCUCCACGCUCUCGAUCUUGUGCGCCAUGGCGCUGGAGCGCUUCAUCGCGCUGGGGUUCCCCUACUUCUACGACAGACACAUCACGAGCACGCGCUGCGGCUACGUCGCGAUUGCGCUCAUCUACCUGGCGUGCGUGCUCUUCUGCGCCUGCCCGUUAAUGGGGUUUGGAAAGUACGUGCAGUAUUGCCCCGGGACGUGGUGCUUCCUGGACAUGAGCCCGCCCAGCGAUUCGGAUAAACUCUACACCGCGUUUUACGCCUGCUUUACGCUCAUUGUCAUAAUGUGCACCUCGGUUUGCAACCUGUCCGUCAUUCACUUUCUGGUUAAAAUGCACCGGCGGCGGAACACACACCACCGGGCCGGACGCUCGCUGAGCAGAAGGUUUUUCCGCAGGUCGCUGUCCAUGAUGGAGGAAGUCGAGCAUAUUCUGCCUCUGAUUUUUAUAACGGUGGCCUUCUCAAUCUGUUCUUUUCCAAUACUGCUGCGGGUGUUCAUCAACUUCAUCGGCAGGACGGAGGAGCAGCAGGCCAGCGACCUGCACGCCCUGCGCAUGCUCUCCUUCAACUCCAUCAUCGACCCCUGGGUCUUCAUCUUCCUCGAGCCCUCCGUGCUCAAGUUCGUCUGGAGGAACCUGUGCCGCCGCCAGGGGCAACCACACAACCCUAAGUCUCCGGUUCAGCCCAGAUUGCAGAUAACGACCACCACCACCACCACUAUCUCCAGCCCCACCCCUACGGGGGUGAGCCUCCAGAGUUGUGGUGACCUAGAUGGAUCUUCGUGACAGGUGGGGGGUCUAUUACAGGGGCACCCUCAGCAGCCAAUUUGCGUGGGGGGGACGGGGACGGGGGGACGGGGACGAAGACGACGAAGAAGACAAGACUCUAAGUCAAACAGCAAUUUAGUAAUUUAUCAAAUAUGUUAAAAUUGUAAAGAAGUACUAUCUUUGCACCGCAAUGGCUAUGUCUUACCUCUGUGUUAUGGCAGAGAUUGAGGGGGGAGCAGGGGGGACAGCCCCCCGCAAUGUUGAGAUGGUCUAAGAUGGUCUUUGCAAAAUUGUUCAGUGAUGUUGAUACUUCAGCACAGCCCAAAACGUGUUAAAAUGUUGUUUUUAUACAACAAUGAUCAAAAACAAUAGUUUGGGAGCGGAGCCAAUAUGUUUGUGUGGCACUUGGGAGAGGAAGAGUCAAUGACAGGGUUGGGGGUUUUCACCUUAUUUGGAGACCUCCCAAAAGCAUGGAGGUAACUGGUCACCCACCCAAUGUGGAGCUGAUAUCUACACCUUUGUGUUAGGGAUGCACAAAGUGACACUAAGGCAGAGUUUGGACUAAACGUGCUCGGAUAAGAAAGGCAACUUAGAACUUAUGGUUAACUUAAUCUUAUUUUUGACUAUAUAUUUGAACUGUUAAUUCUUUGAAAAUAAUAAACCCUCAGUGUCUUCAAAA
Molecule: messenger RNA, 1858 nt
Organism: Gadus morhua (Atlantic cod)
Lineage: Eukaryota; Metazoa; Chordata; Actinopteri; Gadiformes; Gadidae
Gene: ptger2b
Product: prostaglandin E receptor 2b (subtype EP2)
Exons: 2
Coding region: 100-1197 (365 amino acids)
Biological process (GO): inflammatory response; cellular response to prostaglandin E stimulus; positive regulation of cytosolic calcium ion concentration
Cellular component (GO): plasma membrane
Molecular function (GO): prostaglandin E receptor activity
Source: RefSeq, a predicted model, not a curated record